Molecule: messenger RNA, 579 nt
Organism: Anoplophora glabripennis (Asian longhorned beetle)
Lineage: Eukaryota; Metazoa; Arthropoda; Insecta; Coleoptera; Cerambycidae
Product: piggyBac transposable element-derived protein 4-like
Exons: 1
Coding region: 1-579 (192 amino acids)
Source: RefSeq, a predicted model, not a curated record
AUGGUGGGCUUCAAGGGUCGGUCAUCUCUAAAGCAGUACAUGCCGAUGAAGCCCACCAAACGGGGAUUUAAAAUUUGGGCAUUAGCUUGCUCCAAAUCUCACUAUUUAGUGAAUUUCCAAAUCUACGAAGGUAAAAAUAACAAUAACAAAUUUGCAAGCCUUUCGCUAGGAGAGAAAACUGUUAUGCACUUAUGUGAACCAUUUUUAGAAAAAGCUUAUUGUGUCUAUUUUGACAACUUUUUUAGCAGUUUUCGCUUACUUUCCAAAUUGUAUGAUAAAAACACAUUUGCUUGUGGCACAUUUAGGACGAACCGAAAAAAUUACCCCAAGGAAUUAUUAGCAGAUGAGAAGGUGUUGAAAACUGGUCAGUCUGAUUGUGAUAUGUCUGACGACAUUUCAGUGGCCAAAUGGAAAGAUCGUGGCAAGAAAUCUGUUGUUGUGAUAAGUUCGAUGCAUAACCCAAAUGUAAAGGAAACUGUUUUGAGAACAAAGUUGGAGAUAGAGAAUCUGUUAGUUGUCCCGCCUCGAUCUAUGACUACAACAAAUUUAUGGGUGCUGUUGAUAGUUUCGAUCAGCUAA